Molecule: messenger RNA, 1563 nt
Organism: Coniosporium apollinis CBS 100218
Lineage: Eukaryota; Fungi; Ascomycota; Dothideomycetes
Exons: 5
Coding region: 1-1563 (520 amino acids)
Biological process (GO): transmembrane transport
Cellular component (GO): membrane
Molecular function (GO): transmembrane transporter activity
Source: RefSeq, a predicted model, not a curated record
AUGGCAAACGAUCCCAUGCCUGAGGUCGACGAAUUCGAAACUCCAGAAGCCCGCAUUGAACGACUGGGCCGACAACGUCCCGAGAAGUUCAAGUCACUAUGGGCCGAAGCAGGCUUUGUCUUCUCUGUGGUGAUGUCCCAGGUGCUAACUGAGUAUUUCGUGUCUGGCUUCAAUGUUGUCCUGCCAACCAUCGUGGAAGACCUGGGUAUCGCACAGUCUUCAAGCACCUGGCCAGCUGCCGCAUUUUCCCUUGUCGUGUCGUCUUUCCUCUUGAUUUUCGGACGUUUGUCCGACAUGUAUGGCGGCUACCCUGUCUAUCUUGGAGGCGUCGGGUGGCUUGUAAUUUGGUCAAUUGUGGCCGGCUUCUCUCAAAACGAAAUGAUGAUGAAUUUCUGCCGUGCCCUCCAAGGACUCGCCCCCGCAGCAUACCUACCAUCAAGCCUUAUGCUGCUUGGCAGCAUCUACAGGCCUGGACCACGCAAAAACGUCGUAUUCAGCAUCUACGGUGCUUGUGCUCCGCUAGGAUUUUUCAUUGGUAUCUUCUUUGCCGGCGUUGCCGCCGAAUAUGCCACGUGGGGUGCCUACUUCUGGAUCGGAGCCGGCUUAACCGCAAUUACUGCUGUCGUCGCCUACUUCACUGUUCCCUCCGAUAUACAGGAGCGCAAGGGUCUCGGCAUUAAGAUGGACUGGCCAGGUGCUAUCCUCUCCUCGUGCGGGCUGAUCCUCGUCGUGUAUGCCAUUACCGACAGCUCCCACGCGCCAAACGGCUGGGCAACGCCCUACAUUUAUUCACUCCUUAUCGUAGGCGUGCUGGUGCUGGGCGCCGCAAUCUACGUUGAAGGCUGGGUCGCGGAGAUGCCGCUGCUCCCAUUCGAUCUUUUUGACGUCAAGUACAUGAAGCCAUUAAGUCUGGCGCUCUUCUUUACCUACGGUAGCCUCGGUAUCUUUAUGCUGUAUACGACAUUUUAUAUGACCGAAGUCAUGGGCGCAAGCCCUAUGCAGCUUGUCGCGUGGUUCACGCCAAUGGCUCUCGGUGGCUGUAUCAUCGCCACUUGCGGCGGAUUCGUCCUCCAUCUUGUGCCUGGCAGCGUCAUGGUCAUUCUGGCCGGUGUGGCGUGGAUAAUAGCCCCGUUGCUCUUUGCACUUGCGCCCGAGGGCGCCAAUUACUGGGCUUGGAUCUUUCCCUCGAUGAUAUGUGCAACCAUCGGCAUUGACAUUACCUUUAACGUCACAAACAUUUUUAUAACAACAAGUCUUCCGUUCAGACAGCAGGGCCUCGCCGGCGCGCUCAUCAAUUCCGUCCUUCAUCUGAGCAUUGCGUUCUUCCUGGGCUUCUCGGAAGUGAUAGCGACCAACACCAGAGAAAGAGGCCCUAUGCGCAGCUACAAGGCCGUUUUCUGGUUCGAAGUAGCAUGCGCGGCUGUAGCUUUGGUGUUGCUCGUUGGCUUCGUCAAGAUCAACAAAGCAUCAAGCGCAGCGACUGCUGACGAGAUCCAAGCGAUGGCAGAUGCUGAGCGUAUUUCUACUGAGAAGCAGACUCCGGUGGCGCCUGUCUCAACUUGA